Messenger RNA from Orbilia oligospora ATCC 24927, 1920 nucleotides. RefSeq lists its product as uncharacterized. The transcript is spliced from 2 exons. Gene Ontology annotation, molecular function: MAP kinase kinase activity; ATP binding. Gene Ontology annotation, biological process: protein phosphorylation; MAPK cascade; cellular hyperosmotic response. NCBI's taxonomy places the organism in Eukaryota, Fungi, Ascomycota, Orbiliomycetes, Orbiliales, Orbiliaceae. The record is from RefSeq and is a predicted model, not a curated record. The coding region runs from base 1 to 1920 and encodes 639 amino acids.
AUGUCCACCUCACUUCCUCCCGACACCGACCCCCAACCUCCUACAGACCCCUCCACUGUUUCUACGCCAGCUCCUCCCUUCUCAACAAAUCUACGUACCAUUUCAGACCCAACUCCUGAAGUGUCUCAUCCUCUAAGCGCUCUCAAUGCCGCCCGUCGACCUCCCGCUGCCGCCUUCUCUCCAUCAUCUCCAGUUGUCCCUACCACUUCUACAACGACAAAGGCAGAACUUCCUAAAGAUGCAAAAGAUAUGCAAGCAAUUCUCAAGGCAUUCCACCAGAAACGUCAGCACUCGAUGACUGGUUCGAAUGCUCCCACACUAGCCACGGCUUCACCAGGUGGUGCUUUCAUCGGCGGAGCAUUUAACCCCACCGCCUCUCCCCGCUUAAAUCGGCCCAAUGCUCCGACGUGGCAGUCUUCACCGGUAGCAGGCGCCGCACCGACGCCACCAAGACAAUCUCUCGGCUUCCGUCGAGGCCUCAAGCUCCCCGGUGGCCUUCCAGGUGCCGCUCCGAACCCAGUUACGGGCAGCGGCCCUGCAACUACCACAAACGGCGGCACCGACCCCGCUACUGGCUCUCUCUUCAACAAAUUUUCAAACUACGUCGAUACUGCUACUGGAUCUCUAAAAUUCGCUGGAAAAGCCGUAAUACACGGCAAGGGUGUCGAUUUUUCCUCGGGAAGUACAUUUCGUAUCUCGCUAGACGAACUGGAGUCUCUCGACGAAUUGGGCAAGGGAAACUACGGCACUGUCUACAAAGUCAUCCAUCGGAAACCCAAAGUUCGGGUCGCUGGCGCUGGCGUCGCCCCGGCUUUAUCUUUAAAAACCUCCUCUGCAUUACCCGAUGGCGAGAAUUCGGAGUCCAGAGACGAUAAACAGCUCAGUGGAGUUGUGAUGGCCAUGAAGGAGAUACGGCUUGAGCUCGAUGAAGCCAAAUUUGCGGCAAUUAUCAUGGAAUUGGACAUUCUCCACCGCUGUGUUAGUCCUUAUAUUAUCGACUUUUAUGGGGCAUUCUUCCAGGAAGGUGCCGUUUAUAUUUGUAUAGAAUGGAUGGACGGCGGGUCGAUGGACAAACUUUAUGGUGAUGGAGUUCCCGAACAUGUCCUGAAAAAGGUAACAUGGGCCACAGUAAUGGGUCUUAAAUACCUAAAGGAAGAACACAACAUCAUUCAUCGAGAUGUAAAGCCGACGAAUAUACUGGUUAAUACCAAGGGUGAUGUGAAGCUGUGCGAUUUCGGGGUCAGCGGGAACCUGGUGGCGAGUAUCGCCAAAACGAAUAUCGGGUGUCAGAGUUAUAUGGCUCCCGAAAGAAUUGCAACAGGGGCGAAUGGGAACACAGGUGGAGGGAUUGGUAAUAAAGAUGGCACGUAUAGUGUCCAGAGCGAUAUUUGGAGUUUGGGGUUGAGUAUUCUAGAAUGCGCGAUGGGAAGGUAUCCGUACCCGCCGGAGACGUAUAAUAAUAUAUUUAGUCAAUUGAGUGCAAUUGUGGACGGCCCGCCACCAGACCUGCCCGAUGAAGGGUUCUCGCCUCAGGCUAGAGAUUUCGUGAGGCGGACGCUGCAUAAAGUACCCAAGAUGCGACCGACAUAUGCCGCUCUACUGCAACAUCCAUGGUUGUCGGAUAUGCAAUCAACUCAGACAAUAACUGAGGAAGAAGAACCUGAGGAAGGUGAGGAAGUAGCGAAUGUGGAGCCGCAGCAACCGGCUACACCGGUGACAAGCGGGUUCCCAGAGGUGAGAGAGUGGGUUAUUAAUCAGUUGAAGAAGAGAGAAGAGAAAUUGAGAGAAGGGGGUAGGUGGGGAGGGGCCAAGCCUGCUUUACACAGUGUGGCGUUGGAUAAGGUCGUGAGUCCCGUGAGGGAGACACCGAGGGAUGACGAAAUCGUAGAUGGGUUUGGAGGGUUGACGGUGAAUUCAUAG